Messenger RNA from Ipomoea nil (Japanese morning glory), 1121 nucleotides. RefSeq names its product bifunctional epoxide hydrolase 2-like. Lineage: Eukaryota; Viridiplantae; Streptophyta; Magnoliopsida; Solanales; Convolvulaceae. Bases 32 to 994 code for a protein of 320 amino acids. The record is from RefSeq and is a predicted model, not a curated record. The transcript is spliced from 2 exons. Gene Ontology annotation, molecular function: hydrolase activity.
UAAGAAAGAAUACGCAGAGAGAGAGAGAGAGAUGGAAGGAAUAGAACACAUUUCCGUAAGUGUGAACGGAAUAAGCAUGCACGUCGCCCAAACCGGCCAAGGUCCGGUGGUUCUUUUCCUCCACGGUUUCCCGGAGUGCUGGUACACGUGGCGCCACCAAAUGUGUUUCCUAGCGUCGCAGGGAUACCGAGCCGUGGCUCCGGACCUCCGCGGGUACGGCGACACCACCGGAGCUCCCACCGACGACCCUUCCAAGUUCACGAGUCUCCACGUGGUGGGCGACCUGGUGGCGCUCUUAAGCGUCGUGGCGGCAGAUGAAGAGAAGGUGUUCGUAGUGGGACAUGACUGGGGAGCUAUGAUGGCUUGGGCUCUGUGUUUGUAUAGGCCUGACAAAGUGAAAGCUUUGGUGAACAUGAGCGUUUGUUUCACUCCAAGAAAUCCAAAGAGCAAGCCACUUGAAACGUUGCGUGCCGUUUAUGGAGAUGACUAUUAUAUCUGCCGAUUCCAGGAGAGUGGAGAAAUAGAGGGUGAAUUUGCUGUAGCUGGCACCAGGAAAGUUGUUGAACGUUUCUUAUCAUACCACAGCCCAACUCCUCCUAAAUUACCAAAGGGAAAACCAAUUGAAGCCCCAACCCGGAGUUUGCCCUCAUGGUUUUCCCAACAUGAUGUUGAUUACUAUGUCUCCAUGUUUGAGAAGGCAGGCUUCACCGGUGGAAUGAAUUAUUACAGAGCAUUAGAUCUUAACUGGGAGUUGACUGCAGCCUGGACUGGAGCAAAGGUGAUGGUACCGGUGAAGUUCAUUGUGGGUGAUUUGGACAUUACUUACAAUUCUCCUGGCACCAAGGAGUAUAUACACAAGGGUGGCCUAAAGAAAGAUGUGCCCUUACUAGAGGAAGUGGUGGUGUUAGAAGGGGUAGGCCAUUUUGUCCAUGAAGAAAAGCCUCAUGAAAUCAACACUUAUAUCUACGACUUCUUGCAGAAUUUCUCUUCCUGAUCGAUGAUGAACUUCCGUUUAGGAUUCCUAAUUAUGAAAUUGAUGUAUGUUUUGGUUAAUUGUGCGUGCAGACUGCAAUGGUAUUUUAAAGGAAGAAAUUAAUGUAUUCCAUUAUGGAUUGUUGUGU